Molecule: messenger RNA, 1178 nt
Organism: Daldinia decipiens
Lineage: Eukaryota; Fungi; Ascomycota; Sordariomycetes; Xylariales; Hypoxylaceae
Exons: 3
Coding region: 141-596 (151 amino acids)
Source: RefSeq, a predicted model, not a curated record
UCGUCAAUUCUAUUUGAACCGUAUCUAUUUUAAUUCAAGUCAUAUAAAUCUUAAAAACUCGUAAUUGGUCGGAUAUACAUAGCUCUCGCCUCACGUCACCUUCAGUACCUACCUACCUAUCUAACUCAGACGCUUAUAAGAUGUCGGCAAGACUGCUCACACGAACACGAACCUUCAUGCCGCGCCAUGCCCUCGGCGCCGGCAUCGUCGGCCUAUCCCUUGGAACGAGUAUGGUGACGUUCAGACAGCCGAAGCUGAGAAUGGAUGCGAGAGAUACCCCGCGGCCGAUGAGCAGUCUUCCUCCUACGAAAGAGAGCUUAGACCCUGAUCUCUUAAAGCAGCUCUCUGGCGGGAGCAUUACAGGGUUCAUCUCAGGACUCCUUAUUAGUAUUUUCUCACGGACGUUGGUACUACUUAUAGGUCUCACCGCGGUAGUCGUCCAGGUGGCUUCGAGAUAUGGUCUUGAUCUAGUAAAACAGCUAAAGUUAAAGCAACGGUUGGGUAAUUCACGCAUAUUAAAGGCCUUGGAGAAGAAUCCAGCAUUUAAUUUAUCUUUUGGACUAUUCUUCGCAAUGUCUGCUUUUAUGCAAUUCUAGCUCUUCGCAUACCUUAGGUACCUAUCUAGGUAAAUAGCAAUCGACAGAUAGAAUCAGAAGGGGAAAUAAGCCUCAAUUUCAGAAAGGUUGCGUUUCCCUCUUCAGCCACUCUGUGGUCAACCCGUCAUUCUCAAAGUACCCUUUUGUCUUAUUCCAGAUGUCAGCGUUAUAGUCAUUCAGCCAUGCCUUCUCUUCGCUCGUCAGAAGAUUAGGGUCGAUGAGUUUGCGGCAGUACGGCACCAUGGUAACAUGCUCGAAGCCGAGGUAUGGCUUAUCGCCGAACUUGUACUUGGUCUGUACUUCCUUGACCAUAAUGAUAUUCUCGAUCCGAAUACCGAAUGAGCCGUCCUCGUAAUAGCCAGGCUCGUUGGAGAUGACAUUUCCAGCCGAUAGAGCAACUUCUGAGUACUGUACUCUCGUACCGAUACCGAUUGGCCCUUCAUGCACAUUCAGAUACGAACCAACACCAUGGCCAGUACCAUGACGGUAGUCAAGCCCUUGAAGCUAAAUCACUGAGUAAGCAAAAUUGGUAGUUCACAGAGUGAGAAUUUAGACGUACCCAUAGAUGUUGGCGUGCGAGGG